UCGAGACUGUCGAGAGUUGUCCAGCUCUAGUUUUGCUCUGAAAUUAACCAGCCGCCUGAUAACCAAAUUAAAAGUUAUUAAAUCGGAACAAAUCGCAGCAAAGAGUGCACAAUGAGCGAGCAGAAAACGAGUGGGAGUGGGUCGGCGGCCGCGGCCCGUCUACAAAUCGAGGCGGAGUACAAGGAUAAAGGGCCGCAAUGGCAUCGCUUCUACAAGGAAAUUUGUGAGACCUGCGACCGGGAGGCGAAGGAGAAGCAGUUCAGCACCUCGGAAUCGGAACGCCACACAAACCGCGGCCUGAAUCGCUAUCGGGAUGUGAAUCCGUACGACCAUUCCCGCAUUGUUUUGAAACGCGGCAGCGUGGACUACAUCAAUGCGAACCUGGUUCAGCUGGAGCGCGCCGAGCGCCAGUACAUUCUGACCCAAGGACCGCUGGUGGACACAGUGGGCCACUUCUGGCUGAUGGUAUGGGAGCAAAAGUCCAGGGCCGUUCUCAUGCUCAACAAGCUGAUGGAGAAGAAACAGAUCAAGUGCCACCUUUACUGGCCCAACGAGAUGGGAGCCGACAAGGCCCUGAAGCUCCCCCACGUCAAACUCACCGUGGAGCUCGUCCGUCUCGAGACCUAUCAGAACUUUGUGCGGCGAUGGUUCAAACUUACCGAUCUCGAAACGCAGCAGAGUCGUGAAGUGAUGCAGUUCCACUACACCACAUGGCCGGACUUUGGCAUUCCCAGCUCGCCGAACGCAUUCCUUAAGUUCUUGCAGCAGGUUCGCGACUCCGACUGCCUCAGCCGCGACGUGGGUCCAGCCGUUGUGCACUGCAGUGCCGGAAUCGGGCGGUCGGGCACCUUCUGCCUGGUGGACUGUUGCCUGGUCCUGAUCGACAAGUACGGAGAGUGCAAUGUGUCCAAGGUGCUCUGCGAGCUGCGCAGCUACCGCAUGGGCCUCAUACAGACCGCCGACCAGCUGGACUUCUCCUACCAGGCGAUCAUCGAGGGCAUUAAAAAGCUGCACGAUCCCACCUUUCUUGACGCUGAAGAACCCCUUAUUAGCAACGACACAGAGACUCAAACACUGGAUGAGCUGCCGCCGCCAUUGCCGCCACGCGUCCAAUCGCUUAACCUGCCACUGGCCCCCAAUUCCGGCGGUAUACUUUCGCUCAACAUGCGCGCGGCCCAGGCUAAUGGAGCUGAGAGUAUCGGCAAAGAGCUGAGCAAGGACGCCCUGAACAACUUCAUUAACCAGCACGACAUGAUCCACGAUGCCGAGGUGGCCGACAGUCGUCCCUUGCCGCCAUUACCCGUGAGGGCUUUCAACGAAUCGGACAGCGAUGAGGAUUACUUGCUGGAUGACGAGGACGACACAGAUGAGGAUGAGGAGUACGAGACCAUUAACGAGCACGAUGCCGAUCCAGUUAAUGGUCACGUGCCCGCAACAACACAGCCACAUGCCGACGAUGUCAAUGCCAACAACGAGAAGCCAGCGGUGCCAGUCGACGAGCAGCACAAGGCGAACGGCAUCGAUCCAAUUCCAGGCCAGCUCCCAGCCAGUCCCGAAAACGAGCUAAAGCGGCGAAAACGCAACGAAUAUCAGGCCAGCCUGGAGCAGAAGGUCAACGACAUGAAGCGGAAGAAGCGGGAGAACGAGGACAACCAGCUGGCGGCAAAGAAACGAAGGUCAUUACUCACAUAUAUUGCCGCUGGUGUUGUGGUGGGCGUGAUCUGCGCCUACGCAUACACGAAGCUAGGUUAAGUGCCCCGUAGCCACUAAGUAGCCGUAGAUCAGUAGUAGCAAUAGCUGUAUGACGUAUUUAGUUGCCGUAGGAGACCGAUUCCCCCCUGAUACCCGAUUUCCGACCUCCGAUCCCCACCUGCUCGUCCGCCUGACGCGGCAUCUAAUGCGGGCACGAAUCAAGGACGAUGUGCAACGGAUCGGAAAGGAUCAGAGAUCGGACGGAAUCGCAUCGCAACGCCACGCAAUCGCACACGGAUUGCGGAUGGCGGAUUGAUUGAGCUGAACGAACGAUAAACGAUGCAUAAAUAUUAGGGAAUUUUUUAUAUACGAAAUACAAGAAGGAAAACAAAAGAAACAAACAAAACAAAACAAGCAACUAAACUAAACUAACGAAAAUCGGGUAGAAAUCACGUCAAAUGUAGAUUUUGCGCAAUAGACUGACAUUUUAGAUCAAAUUUAUUUUCUACACUCUAAAAAUGGAUUGAUAACAACCGACCAGAUGCCCCAAACGAGCCACACCAAAUGCAAAGCUCACCCUACUUGCUCGCUAUGCUUAAAUUAUUAUGAAUAUCAUAACUACCGAUGUUUCAAGCACCAGACAACCACCCACUACACGCUUCACUUGUUGUUGUACAGCAAUUUCUUAUAGCAUACGACCUAUGUAUAUUUAUUUAUGAAGAUUAUGAGAAAUAACCACUUGUUGUAGUACAUGGCAAAAUAUAAAGUGCAGCAAUGUGCCAAAAAGAUCCGAAUCGGAGAAUUGUACGAAGUCCUAAACGACUCUUAAUUUUACUUUCCCGCCCUCUACCACUAACUUUGAAUUGUGUUUAAAAUUAAAAACCCUUCCCUUGAAACGAGCACUUUAUUUAUGAAUCGAAAUUCAGCGCGAUUAAAGCAAUAACUUACGGAUAAACAAAACAGCUCGAUGUACACCUAUAUCUCGUUUAACGCUUUUAAGGAGUGUUAUAAUCAAAAUUGUUCAUUUCGCGCACUCCCCCCGCUAGAUCUGAAAUCAAAAUAAAGUGAUUCUUUUUUCAAAUUGCGACCGUGGACUCGUGGCUAGUGGCUAGUUGCAAAUCAAAUUAAACUAAAAUCGGUUUACUAAGUCGCUAAGCGAAGUAUAGGUGUAUGAUUUAAUUAUAAUCCCGGUUUUGCCAUAGCUAAACCAUUUUGUAUUAGAACGCGAGAAGGAAGAAGGCGAAAGACUAUUCAAUGGUUUUUCCAGUAGAGUAAGUGUGCAGUCCCAAUCCCAAGAAACAUAUUUAUAUAAACUUGUAGCGUGAGAGGACGCAAAUAUUUUUUAUAUGUGUAACCCACAAUUUAACGAAAUUCAAGUAACCACCCACGAAAGCGAGGCACUACGAAUCCAUAUGAAAUCGGAUGUGCCCAGGAGGAUAACUAAUAAAGGAAAUACAUAUUUAUAUUAAGAAUAUUUAACAGAAACAACAUGAACAAUACCUUUAGUAAUGCCUAGUUAACUAAACGUCGGCUAAGUACACCAACCGUACACUGAAACAAAUCCAACACAACACAGUACUAUACAAUAUUAUGCCUAUGAGAGAGAGAAAGGAGGAGCAGAGAAAGUAUUCAAAUAAAGCUAUACGUUUAAGACAUGAAA
Drosophila sechellia is the source of this 3352-nucleotide messenger RNA. It is a transcript of the gene Ptp61F, whose product is annotated as Protein tyrosine phosphatase 61F. NCBI's taxonomy places the organism in Eukaryota, Metazoa, Arthropoda, Insecta, Diptera, Drosophilidae. The transcript has 6 exons. Gene Ontology annotation, biological process: negative regulation of ERK1 and ERK2 cascade; peptidyl-tyrosine dephosphorylation; negative regulation of receptor signaling pathway via JAK-STAT. The record is from RefSeq and is a predicted model, not a curated record. Gene Ontology annotation, cellular component: nucleus; cytoplasm. Bases 112 to 1752 code for a protein of 546 amino acids. Gene Ontology annotation, molecular function: protein kinase binding; non-membrane spanning protein tyrosine phosphatase activity.